GCAGCUUGCGCUCGCUUCGUGUCGUUGCUAAUCAGGCGUUUCGCCUAGUUGCCGGCUAACGUGCUACGACCGCGAACUAUUACUGCACCGACAAACAUGACGAUUUUCACACCGAACUAACGUUGCGUGUAUAAAUUAUAAACACGAACAUUUAUAUAAACUUUUUGUUUUAACUUUAAAAUAUUUUAACUCUUAAGCCAAAAUGGUUAGCGGCAAUAAAGAUCCGAGUGAUCUUAAAAAAGUGCCACCAAAGAACCGUGAGAAGAAGACCAAUAACUACAUGAGAGCUAAUUGGUUUUCCAAGACAUGGUUCGUCUGGAUGAUGCCCACUUUCUGGAGGGGCUACAAGCGGGACCUCUACGACUCGGACCUUACGAAACCCAAAGAGAGCCACCUCUCCGACAAACUUGGCGAUCGGCUCGAAAAAAAAUGGCUGGAAGAAAUUGCACUGGCGAGCAAGCAGGGCCGUAAACCAUCUUUACUUCGCGCAAUGACCAAGGCUUUCUGGAUGAGUUACGCUCCUUCUGGCAUUAUGUUCCUGAUACAAGCACUCGUACUCAAGCCCUUCCAACCAGUAGCGUUGAGCUUGAUGCUUACGUACUGGGAGCCAGGCUCAACUAUGUCCUACGAGCAGGCAGUGUACUGCGCGACAGCUGUGAUCAUGAUGUCGCUGCUCAUCGCCUUCCUCAACCACCACGGCACAUACUCCACUCAACAGUUCGGCAUGAAAGUUCGCAUCGCCGCCUGCUCACUUAUUUAUAGAAAGGUAAUGCGGAUGAGUUCCGGUGCGCUAGCGCAGACUACAGCGGGGCAAGUCGUCAAUCUCCUCUCAAACGACGUGAACCGUUUCGACUAUGCCUUCAUUUACACACAUUUCAUCUGGAUCCUGCCACUCCAAGUUGUCGUGGUGUGCUACCUCAUAUACUUAAAGAUCGGCUACGCAGCCAUCGUAGGAGUCAUCGGCAUUGUGUUGCAGACCAUACCGGUACAGUCUUAUAUGAGUAAAUUGGCGGCAAGGUUGCGAAUGAGGACCGCGUGCAAAACUGACGAGCGCGUGCGAAUUAUGGACGAAAUUAUUAGUGGCAUGCAGGUGAUAAAGAUGUACGCCUGGGAGAAACCUUUCGAGCAGGUAGUGGCUUUGGCUCGCAAGAACGAAAUCAAGUGCAUUACGUCAGCGUCCUACCUCCGAGGAGUGUACCUCAGCUUCAUGGUGUUCACGGAGAGACUCACCCUGUACAUCACACUGCUCUCCUACUCGCUGUUCGGUUUCCAAGUUACCGCAGAUAUUGCGUUCCCGUUGGCACAAAUGUUCAACAUACUCCAGCUGACACUGGCUGUCCAAAUGCCGACAUGCCUGUCUAUGAUCAUGGAGAGUUAUACCUCUGUACUUCGUAUCGAGGCAUUGUUAAGCUUGGAUGAGCGGGAGGACCUUCGCAGUGUCCCGGACGUAGACAUUGCUAAAUUGGUACAAAUGGUAGAUAACAGGAAGAAAAACCAUAAUCUUAGCGAAGUAGAUCUACGUCCUAACACUUUCAAGAAAAUCGACGAAGAAGGCAUCUAUAAUCCAGGUUUUGAGUGCAAUGAAAAAGGGUUGUUGAACUCGACUCUGUGUCCGAUGCCAGUGAACCCAGACGUCGGAAUAAUGAUCCAGAACGUGAGCGCCAGCUGGACAGACGACGGCCCCGUCACUCUGAACCAACUCAACAUUACGGUACCCAAAGGAAAGCUCUGCGCCAUCAUAGGCUCUGUAGGAUCUGGAAAGAGUUCAGUUCUUCAAUUGCUGCUGAACGAACUUCGAUCAACUAAUGGAAAGAUUUACAUCUCUGGGCCCGUAUCCUACGCAAGCCAGGAGCCCUGGCUGUUCGUAGCCACAGUCCGACAGAACAUUCUAUUCGGUCUGCCCUACAACUCGAAGAAGUACAAAGAAGUGGUAAGAGUCUGCGCGCUCCAGAAAGAUUUCCAGCAGUUUCCUCAUGGUGACCAGACCCUUGUGGGAGAAAGAGGAGCCUCCUUGUCUGGUGGGCAAAGAGCACGCAUCAACCUUGCCAGAGCAGUUUAUAGACAAGCGGAUGUGUACCUGCUGGAUGACCCGCUGUCGGCAGUGGACGCGCACGUGGGGCGGCAGCUGUUCGACGAGUGCAUCAGCGGGUACCUGCGGCACUCCACGCGCGUGCUCGUCACGCACCAGCUCCACUACCUCAAGGCCGCCGAUUACAUCGUCAUCAUGAACAACGGCUCUGUGGAAGCUAAAGGAACAUACGAUGAGUUGAUAAACACUGGCAAAGACUUCGCCAAAUUGCUUUCAUCCAGCCACGAUGAAAAUGAAGACCUUAAAGAUAUAGAAAAACCACCGCCGAUGUCUAGACGAACGUCUGCUAGAUUAUCAACGACACGGCGUCCUUCGCUGUGCGAAUCAACAGGCGGGUGCGAGGUGGCGCAAGAGAUGGAGGAAGAGGAACGAGAGUCAGGCUCAAUGGGCUGGCGCGUGUAUGGUGCAUACCUGCGAGCUGGAGGCCGCGCCCCUCCACUGAUCUUCAUGAUCGUAUUGCUCGUCGUUGGACAACUGUCAGCUACACUCUGCGACUACUGGGUCACAUUCUGGACAAACGAAGUCACCACGCUAAAGGAAGCUGCUAAUAACAGAACAACCAAGGACUACCACGUAGACCGGUCGCCUCCACUUGAUAAUGGCACUUUCAAUUUAUCCAGUUACUUCUCCGGCGUUAAUAUCAAGCCAGACUUAGAAAUCCACGCGUAUAUAGGACCUCUGGAUACUGCUCAAUAUUUGUACGUGUACUCAGCAUUGAUUAUUUGCUGCAUAUUCUUCAUCACGGCACGUGCAUUCAUGUUCUUCAAGGUGUGCAUGACGGCGUCCCGCAACCUCCACAACGAUAUGUUCCAUUCUAUGCUCAGGGGGGUCAUGAGGUUCUUCGAUACUAACUCCUCUGGCCGAAUCCUCAACAGGUUCUCUAAAGACAUCGGAGCACUAGACGAAUUGUUACCACGAUUCCUUCUUGAAUGUAUCCAGAUUUACCUAGUGAUGUUCAGUAUUCUGGCCCUCAAUGCAGCAGCUCUCAUUUGGACGCUUCUGCCUACUACUAUCAUUCUUCUGUUAUUCUACACUAUCCUUCAAAUAUAUCUAAAGUCUGCGCAGGGUAUCAAAAGAUUGGAAGGCACAACUCGUAGUCCCGUAUUUUCCCAUAUGUCUGCUACUCUCAAUGGCAUCAGCACAAUACGGUCGGCUGGAGCGGAACAAAGAUUGAUUAAGGAAUUUGAUAGAUUCCAGGAUAUUCAUACUUCCACAUGGAGUAGCUACCUGGCAAGUGGUGUAACGCUUGGUUUCUGGCUGGACUUCAUCUGCGUCAUAUAUCUGACCAUAGUGAUCGUCGCCUUCCUUGUAAUCGACAGCAAAACAAUAUUCUCUGGCAACGUGGGUCUGGCGAUAUCACAGACGUUGAUCCUAACGGGAAUGCUUCAAUUCGGAGUGAGACAGACGGCGGAGGUCAUCUCACAGAUGACCAGUGUAGAACGAAUAUUGCAGUAUACGCACAUCGAAAGAGAACCCAAGUGGGACAAAGGAGAAAAAGAAACACCAAAGGGCUGGCCUUCACGUGGCCGAAUUCAAUUCAAAAGCUGUUACAUGAAAUAUACCCCCGAAGACUUACCAGUGCUAAAGAAUCUCAAUUUAGUUAUAGAAAGUGGAUGGAAGGUGGGCAUCGUAGGUAGGACUGGCGCCGGCAAAUCAUCACUGAUCUCUUCUCUGUUCCGCCUCGCCAUCGUUGAAGGAGAAGUGCUCAUUGAUGACGUUGACACUGCAUACUUGGCUCUACAGGAACUGCGAUCAAAGAUAUCCAUAAUACCCCAGGAACCGGUACUGUUCUCAGCGACUGUCCGAUACAAUUUGGAUCCAUUCAACAACUACGAUGACGACCAACUUUGGCAGGCGUUAGAAGCUGUGGACUUGAAAGCUGCAGUACCGUCACUGGACUUCAAGGUAUCGGAGGGAGGGUCGAAUUUCUCGCUGGGGCAACGGCAGCUCGUAUGCCUCGCGCGCGCCAUUUUGCGCGCCAACCGCAUCCUCGUGCUCGAUGAGGCAACCGCCAACGUCGACCCCAAGACGGAUGAAUUUAUCCAAAGAACAAUCAGGACGCGAUUUGCGGACUGCACCGUGCUAACGGUAGCUCACCGACUGAACACCAUCAUGGACUCGGACCGAGUCAUGGUGAUGGACUCCGGGCGACUAGUCGAGUUCGACCAUCCUUACCUCCUCCUUAACAACCCUGAAGGACACUUCACCAAAAUGGUUAAAGAAACCAGUGAAAAAAUGUCAGCACAACUAUACCAGAUAGCAAAGGACACAUACCUUAAUAAUGGUGGAGUUAUUUAACAGUGCCUUUCUCAAUAAGUUGUAUAAGUUAUUUGAUUAAGUACCUAAUAUUAAUUGCCAUCUUGUUGGAAUGUUUUAGAAAAUAAUUUAAAAACAGCAACUACCUACCUGUAAUAUUGCCGUGCUGGACAAGCGAUAAAUCUCAUUUCUAUUUUAUUUUUGUACCGCCUCUGUUGUCGUGAAAUCUCGUUGGAAUAGUGUUGUAGUAGUAUUUGAACUUACUUUAUUUCAUUUUUUAUAACAUUAUACAAGACAUAAUGUACAAUAAAGUUCAUAAAAUCAAAUUAAUUAGAUAUAAGUAGUAAGUUGACGUACCUACAGAUCUAUCCAAAUACUAUAUAAAUGUCUAUGUAGGUAUAAAUGUAUUAAAGUUUUCUAAUGCUAUGCCAUUGGAGACUAUUGAGAUUCUUUUCAGUUAGCAUUUACAAAAUGUACCUACCUAUACAAUUCGUUUUGAACCUCAUAAAAUUCAAAACCCAGUUCCAGUGAUGUACCUACCUUUAUAAUAGGAUAAAAUACACAUUUUUUAAUCACAAUGUUACAUUCCAUUGUUAACUUACGGCAGGCAACGUAACGUAGGUACUACCUAAAUAGAAUUCUUUAAUUGCCACAGUCAGUGGAGUAUAGUGUUAAAGUACAGUGCUGGACAAAACUUUGUAAUUUAUUUUACUAUGAAAUUGUAUCAUAACAAGAUUUUCUUAUAAAACUGAAAAAUGCCAUAGAGGUUACCCUCGAAAAAUAAAAUAUAAGGUU
Molecule: messenger RNA, 5140 nt
Organism: Spodoptera litura
Lineage: Eukaryota; Metazoa; Arthropoda; Insecta; Lepidoptera; Noctuidae
Product: ATP-binding cassette sub-family C member 4
Biological process (GO): transmembrane transport
Cellular component (GO): membrane
Molecular function (GO): ABC-type transporter activity; ATP binding; ATP hydrolysis activity
Source: RefSeq, a predicted model, not a curated record